Racocetra persica is the source of this 225-nucleotide messenger RNA. The record is from the annotation of a GenBank genome assembly. NCBI's taxonomy places the organism in Eukaryota, Fungi, Glomeromycota, Glomeromycetes, Diversisporales, Gigasporaceae.
AUGGGCGCUCUUAUCAACGAUGCUAAUGUGCUAGCAAGAUACACUGGUUAUUAUAAAGCUGUUCAAUCCGCAGGUGGUGCUAUAUCUUGGAGAAUUGAUGCUGUUGAAACUUUCUAUAUUGCCCCAAUAUUAAGAACUAAGAAUAUUAAUUACGAUUCAAAAAAUUCUGAAGAAAAAGUUGUUCUCACUGCGACAAAGAGUUUGGAAGUUAGUUUAAAAUGGAUG